This is a messenger RNA of Malania oleifera, 1399 nucleotides long. RefSeq names its product embryo-specific protein ATS3B-like. The transcript has 3 exons. The coding region runs from base 802 to 1308 and encodes 168 amino acids. Lineage: Eukaryota; Viridiplantae; Streptophyta; Magnoliopsida; Santalales; Ximeniaceae. The record is from RefSeq and is a predicted model, not a curated record. Gene Ontology annotation, molecular function: protein binding.
GAAUCACAUUCAAUAUCGAUACAGGUAUGACUCAAAUGUUUGCAUCAUUUUAAAUUGAUUUAGAAGCAAUAAAUAAAAAUAUAUAAAAUUAUUAAUGAAUUUAAAAAUUAGUUAAUAGCGAUUAUAUAGAUAUCCAUGAGAUAAAAUCCUAAAUCCGUCACCCCACUCAAUUAGAAGGGAUUGAACAAAGGUAAAUCAAAUUCGACUUAUUCUGGAUUACUUCUAAAUCAAUUUAAAAGGAUGAAAUUCACUUUAAAUUGAUAGAUUUUUAGUGGCACCCUUUGCACCACACGUAUUUGUAAUUGGGGACAGGUAGAAAAAAAUUCAGAAUCCAGCUAAGGAAGAUAAAAACUCUAUGAUAUUUUCAUUAGAAAGUAAAGUAGAGCUCCAUAUAUAUUAUAUUGUAUUGAUGAUGCAUAGGCAGAAAGGCAGGUGUGUGGACCAUAAUAUUUUUAUAAUAAGGCGCGCGGAACACGUUGCUUCCUGGAAGCUUCUGAAUUUCUUUCUGCUCCAUUUUAAUGGUUUUUGUAAUCUAUUUCUUUAUUAUAUAGAAAUAAAAAUAGAAAAUCAAAAACAAAAAUAAUAUUAAAUACAUUCUAAUUUUUCAGUGGUCUUAGAACCAUAGAUGUACUGAUAAUAAAAAGCAGAUUAAUAGUUUAUUACAACAUUCAUUGUCACUAUUAAAUUAAAUGACUAAUGUGUACCCACUUGGCCCUCCCCUCUUUCUUUAUAACUGCCAUUUCUGUGUGUGAGUGUGAGGGUUUUGGUUUUGAAGGGUUUUGGAUUUUGGUGGAGUAAAAGAUGAAAGCCGCCUGCUAUCUGCUCCAGCUUGCCUUCAUCUUCAUCGCCUUCUCGCAGUCGCGGGCCAGAUCAAUCAUUCCGCGCCCUCACCCACUCGGAUCCUUCGAGAUCAACACUACCCACUCCCAGAAUGCAGCGACCUGUUCCUUCACCGUGACCAUAAAGACAAGCUGCUCUUCACCCUCCUAUACCCGUGAUCAAAUCAGCAUCUCAUUUGGCGAUGCUUAUGGCAACCAGGUGUAUGCGCCGAGAAUCGAUGAUCCGUCGACGAGGACCUUCGAACGGUGUUCUUCAGACACGUUUUAUUUGUACGGGCCGUGCACGUACCAGAUCUGUUAUCUGUAUCUGUACCGGAGCGGACGGGACGGGUGGAAACCGGAGACCGUGACGGUCUACGCUUACAACAGUAGCCCUGCCACAUUCUAUUACAACACCUUCAUACCACGGGAUGUUUGGUUUGGAUUUAAUCUUUGUUCUGCUUCUUCUUCUUCUAAAUCCGCAAUGUAAUCUUGCGAUGGGUCUGGACUCUGGUUCCUCUGGACAGCUCUCUGUUUGUGAACUCUAGUGCGUAAAUAAAAGUCUGCUUUUGGUACAUUAA